This is a messenger RNA of Lepus europaeus (European hare), 1455 nucleotides long. RefSeq names its product ribonuclease P/MRP subunit p40 (gene RPP40). Gene Ontology annotation, molecular function: ribonuclease MRP activity; ribonuclease P activity. The record is from RefSeq and is a predicted model, not a curated record. Bases 31 to 1122 code for a protein of 363 amino acids. NCBI's taxonomy places the organism in Eukaryota, Metazoa, Chordata, Mammalia, Lagomorpha, Leporidae. Gene Ontology annotation, biological process: tRNA 5'-leader removal; tRNA 3'-end processing; endonucleolytic cleavage in ITS1 to separate SSU-rRNA from 5.8S rRNA and LSU-rRNA from tricistronic rRNA transcript (SSU-rRNA, 5.8S rRNA, LSU-rRNA). The transcript is spliced from 8 exons. Gene Ontology annotation, cellular component: multimeric ribonuclease P complex; ribonuclease MRP complex.
AGCUCUGGAGCGGCAGCCACAGGCGGGAGCAUGGCCACGCCGCGCCGGUUGCGAGAGACGCCGCUGCACUUCCUGUCCUGCGAGAUGUCGAGUUUCCACAACCCAAGGGCCGGCUACCGGCAUCUCGUGGAGACGCACUAUUAUAAUUACAAGGUUUCGAUUCUCAUUCCGGAAUGUGCCAUGCUGCCAAAGGAACUGAAGAGCGUGGUCACGGAGCUCGGGCCCUAUUAUCUUGUGAAGAAUUUACCUCUGCAUGAAUUCAUCAAGCCUGAAUUCAUGAACAGCUUUGUGAAGAAAGGUUCGUGCUAUGCACUAACAUACAACACAAACAUUGACGAAGAUAAUACCGUUGCCUUGCUACCAAAUGGGAAAUUAAUUUUAUCCCUGGAUAAAGACACUUAUGAAGAAAUUGGACUUCAGGGUCAUCCAUCUAAGUAUUUUGGCAGAAAAAGCAUGAAAUUUGUUGUUUCCAUUGAUUUGAUGGAGUUAUCCUUUAACCUGUAUUCUAAGAAGUAUAAGAGAAUAUCUUGGUCCUUCAAAGAAAAGAAGCCCCUGAAGUUCAAUUUUCUUUUCGCUUGGCACAAUACAGGUGCUGCAGAAUCGUCCCUGAUGUCGUACUUUUCCAACUACCACAUCCAGGAGCAUCAGCCCAAAGUCGCCGGCAGCAGCCUGGGGGAGCUGCCCUGCCCCGUGCUGCAGAGCGACUACAUUGCGGGCCUGCCGGGGGUGCUCUGCGGGGCGCCGGAGCUCUUUGAGUGGCUCGGCGCCGUCUGCAGCGACGUGGACCAAAAUAAUGAACCCCACAAUUUCAUAUCCACCUACUGCUGUCCUCAGCCCAACACGGCAUUGGCAAAAGCGUAUCUGUGCACCAUCACCGGUUUCCUGCUUCCCGAGAAGAUCUGUCUGCUGCUGGAGCGGCUGCGCCACUACUUCGAUGAGCCGAAGUUAGCUCCGUGGCUAACACUGGCGGUCCACGGCUUCGCAGACAGCCCUGUUUCAUGGAGAGAAAAAGAACACGGUUUUCACAACGGAGGCGAACAUUUGUAUGGCUUCGUGAUUUUUAACAAUCAGGACUAUUGGCUUCAGAUGGCUGUUGGUGCCCAUGACAACUGUUCAAUGUGAAAAAUGCAAACAGCAGAACUAUUUGUGGGGCCAGUGUUGUGGUACAGUGGGUCAAAGCUGCUGCUUGGAGUACUGGCAUCCCAUAUCCACACUGGUUCGAGCCCUGGCUGCUCUGCUUCUGAUCCAGCUCCCUGCUAAUGCUCCUGGGAAAGCAGUGGAAGAUGGUCUACACCGAUGUGGGAGACGUGGAUGGAGUUCCUGACUCCUGGCUUCAGCCUGGCCCUAGUCCUGGAUGUUGUGGCCAUUUGACGAGUGAACCAGCAGAUGGACGAUCAAUCUCUCUGUAUCUCCAUCACUCUGCUUUUCGAAUAAAUACAUAAAUCUUUUAAAAAA